AUGCUUUCGGUCUCUUGGAAACGCUCUCUUCAGGUGCCCCGUCGCUGGUAUUCGAAAGGAUCUGCACAAGAGCUGGUCGACAAAUUCUGGACCAAAAUUUCCGUCGAUGAAACCCCCACACACCGAGCUGUAACGCUAGAAGGUAAACCGCUCAAGACCCCUGGCGGGAGUCCAUUGCUUAUUCCUAACACCAAGCCUGCUUUCUUGUCUCAUUUGAUUGCCCAGGAAUGGCAGGUAAUGCCUACUUUGCAGCUCAAAGCACACCAUGUCCCACUCACGUCUCUGGCCAGUCGAGCCAUUGAUUUUUCUGAGGAAGAGCGUGCUAUUGUCGCGGAAAAGCUCCUACCGUACCUUGAUACCGAUACGCUUCUCGUUCUUGCCCCCAUAAAAGACUGUGAGGGUCGUUUGCGGAAAGUUCAAAUUGAGAAGUUCGGUCCGGUGGUUGAAGACGCCUGCAAGGUCUGGAACAUCCCCAAACUCAACUACCUGGAUACUGAAACUCAGCUUUUUGGUAAUUACCAGACCCCUGAGGCCAAGGAAAAAGUCAUGGCUUGGAUGAGAUCGCUCGAUGAUUGGAAAUUUGCCUCCCUUGAACGAGCGACCACUGCAGCUCGCUCUCUUAUUGUCGGCAUGAACAUAGUUUUGCACCGCAGACCUGUUGCAGAGCUGGCCCACUUGGCCAAUCUAGAGGUCUUCCAUCAGACCGAAAUUUGGGGAGAGGUCGAGGACACUCACGAUGUCGACCACGAAGAUAUCCGACGCCUUCUUGGUGCGUCUUACAUUAACGCAUUGGAUUAG
Wickerhamiella sorbophila is the source of this 798-nucleotide messenger RNA. Its product is annotated as Protein atp12, mitochondrial. NCBI's taxonomy places the organism in Eukaryota, Fungi, Ascomycota, Dipodascomycetes, Dipodascales, Trichomonascaceae. The transcript has a single exon. Gene Ontology annotation, biological process: mitochondrial proton-transporting ATP synthase complex assembly. The record is from RefSeq and is a predicted model, not a curated record. The coding region runs from base 1 to 798 and encodes 265 amino acids. Gene Ontology annotation, cellular component: mitochondrion.